AUGGCCUCUCCCCUCGCUCAGCCAGACUCGAGCGACGAUGAAAUUGAAGAGAUAGAGUUCAUUCAAGUUUGGUAUACAGGCGACGAAGACCCAGAGGAUCCCUACGAGACCGAAACCAUCAGUUCUGACGACUAUACUAUGCCAUACACAAACCCGCCCUGGGCUGCUCCUACAGAGCGUCCCUCCGUACCUCCAUGGGUUCGACCCCAUGGACCUCCUCCAUGGGUAACGACGACGACAUCAUCGAGCAGUCAAAUCACCCCUCAGCCUGAGUAUGGCCACUCAAAAUCGCUGACUCCCAUCUCUGAAGGCAAUGCCCUGUCGACGGCUAGCGAAAGCGCGUCAACCUCAACAGGUGCACCCGUCGUUGAGGGGGAGAAGAAGGUCCACCAUAAGGGAAUGGUCAUGGCCAUGGGCGUCGCCGUUCCUUUACUUGUGCUGGCCGGCAUUGCCAUCUUGGCCUUCAUUGUGCUCCGCAAGCGUAGACGCAACAAGCGACAGGCCAUUGCACAUGCGCAAGCACAGGUGGAUCAGAUGAAGUACAGUGGUCGGCCUUCACACAUAGCGGCCCAUUACCACGUUCCGCCGCCUCCUCCUUCAACAUCACCACAGUUCCCUCAACCCUCAGCCCAGCCUCCCUACUCUGGGCCACCAGGCCAGCCACCACCCGUGAUUCUCGGACCCAUCGUACCGGGCUCGAAUGGAGCAUACUUCACGGGUAUCGACACGUCAGACGUGGUAUCUGUGAACAAUGACCAUCCACCUUAUCCUCCUCCCGGGCUGAACGACCGCACUGGUCUCGGCAACCCCUUCGCAGACAACAACAGCAUUAAUGACGAACCACCACCACCAUACCGACCACGCAGCAUAGCAGCUCUAUCCCGAGACUCGAGCCUUCGUUCACAAUCACGAAACCCACCGCCUCCUCCAUUCCCACCUCAGCUUCCGCCGAUAGCAGAUCACUCCCGCACCAACCUACUCGACGCAUUCCCCUCCCAGACCGGCUCCUCGAGAUCCCCCUUCGCAGACCCGGACUCAGACUCGGACGACGACGCGAUAAGCCAGAUCUCAGGCCGCGCCCCGCGAAGAGCUAGAGAAACCAUGUCCGACGUAUCGGACAUGUCCUAUCAGCAGGACCCCAGGCCGGGUGUGUAA
This is a messenger RNA of Aaosphaeria arxii CBS 175.79, 1155 nucleotides long. RefSeq lists its product as uncharacterized. Lineage: Eukaryota; Fungi; Ascomycota; Dothideomycetes; Pleosporales. The transcript has a single exon. The coding region runs from base 1 to 1155 and encodes 384 amino acids. The record is from RefSeq and is a predicted model, not a curated record.